Hydra vulgaris (swiftwater hydra) is the source of this 2830-nucleotide messenger RNA. RefSeq lists its product as uncharacterized. The record is from RefSeq and is a predicted model, not a curated record. Lineage: Eukaryota; Metazoa; Cnidaria; Hydrozoa; Anthoathecata; Hydridae.
CUUUCUUCUAUAAAAUUUAUAGCAAUGUUAUAUUUUUUUUAUAUAAAAAAUAGAUGUUAGAAUAUGUCCUGUGCAAUAUAAAGGGCUUUCUGUCUGAUUGAGGAACAAUUUGAAAUUAAUUUUACAUAUGAUUUUUUUUAAAGUAAAGAUAUAGAUGUCAGACGGUGUGUUGGAUGAUAUAUGUUGUGUCUUAUGUAAUAGAAAGGGCUUGAAGUCUGGGGGAACAAUUGGAGAUCUUUGCAUUUGUAAAGACUGUGCAAAUUGUUCAGGUGGCAUAGUUCCAAACGACGAGUAUUUUGGAAGAGCUUUUCAAAAAUUUUCUACUGAUAAUCUUAAGGAAAUAGCAUCGUCCCAGUUGUUAAAAUCAAUAUUUUUGGGUCAACUGUACAGUUACAGACAUAAUAUCUUCAAAACUGGUGGAGAUGCAAAAAAAAGUUUGUGUGACAUUUGGUUGGUUGAUUUGCUAUCAGAUGAUCAAGUGCAUACUCUUUAUAACGCAUUAGUUAGAUCAUAUAAUAAUUUAAAACAUAAUGAUUACGUGUUGAAAGUCCUUGUUCCAGAGGCAAUACUAUAUCUCUUCGCCAAAGUGGAGAAGAUUUCAAGGAUUAAAGCUGAAGUUGUAUUGAAUUCAUAUAUUUCAGAAAGAUACCAUGAAAAUGAAAGCCAAAAUUCAGACAGUUGUAAAAGUGAUGUAAAUUGUGUUUCCAGAAAUGAGAAUAUUUUAUUGAAUAAAUUAAAAAAGGAGGAAAAAAUUAAAAAAAAUCGUUUAUCCAAAUGGGUGCAAUAUAGUACUGAUACCAAUACUAUUGAAGAUAAAAAAGAGAAUGAACUACCUAAAAACAUUCACAUUGAUUUAUGUAUAGAAGAUUCAGAAACUUUCUUGGUGAAAAAUUUGUUGAGUUAUUUAAUUGAAAAGGUUUGUAAUUAUAUAGAUGGAAAUGACGUUGAUUUUAACAUCCAAAAUCCUCAAUGUCCUACAUCAUCUUGUAGUAAAAAAUAUCUAAAUGAAUCUGUUUUUACACUCUCUGGUGAAGAAAAGAAAGUUAAUUUGGAAAUGGAUAUGCAUCAAGUUAAAAAAAAAAAAUAUCUAAAUGAAUCUGAUUUUACAUUCUCUGAUAAAGAAAAGAAAGUUAAUUUGGAAAUGGAUAUGCAUCAAGUUGAAAAAAAAAAAUAUCUAAAUGAAUCUGAUUUUACACUCUCUGGUAAAGAAAAGAAAGUUAAUUUGGAAAUGGAUAUGAAUCAAGUUAAAAAAAAAAAAUAUCUAAAUGAAUCUGAUUUUACAUUCUCUGGUAAAGAAAAGAAAGUUAAUUUGGAAAUGGAUAUGAAUCAAGUUAAAAAAAAAAAAUAUCUAAAUGAAUCUGAUUUUACAUUCUCUGGUAAAGAAAAGAAAGUUAAUUUGGAAAUGGAUAUGAAUCAAGUUAAAAAAAAAAAAUAUCUAAAUGAAUCUGAUUUUACAUUCUCUGGUAAAGAAAAGAAAGUUAAUUUGGAAAUGGAUAUGAAUCAAGUUAAAAAAAAAAAAUAUCUAAAUGAAUCUGAUUUUACAUUCUCUGGUAAAGAAAAGAAAGUUAAUUUGGAAAUGGAUAUGAAUCAAGUUAAAAAAAAAAAAUAUCUAAAUGAAUCUGAUUUUACAUUCUCUGGUAAAGAAAAGAAAGUUAAUUUGGAAAUGGAUAUGCAUCAAGUUAAAAAAAAAAAAUAUCUGAAUGAAUCUGAUUUUCUACUCUCUGGUAAAAGAGUUUUUCCUAAAAACAUCAAAAGAACAAAAGAACCAAUAGUAAAACGAGGUAAAAAGGCGUGCCCUGUACCUGGAUGUAAGUCAGUUAUUAUCAAUUUAUCGAGACAUAUAAAAGAAUCUAAAAAAAUGGACCACAUUAUAUUAAAAAGAUCUGCGUCAAAAGUAGUUUCCCUCUUCGGACUUAGAAAAAGUUGCGCAAAAAGUUGUGAUGUAAUCAGACCUCGCAAAAGUGUUACUAAAUCGUGCCCAGUUGAUGGAUGCCUAUCAACAAUAUUAAACUUAUCUGACCACUUUCGAAAAUCUCACCCAAGUAUUUACAAUAAUGCUGAGCUGUAUGAUGAAAUGAAAAAAAAAGCAAUAGUUAUUUCAGAAAAUGAUAAAGAACAAAUAAUGUCAAUUUUCACCUCAAACAAUCCAUUGCCUUCUGAUGAUUCAUACGAUUCAGAAAACGGUUCUGCAAAAAUUGCUUCUGAUAAAUAUAAAAAGUUUAUUUCCCAAAUUGAUUCUUCUACUGACACUGACUCAGAUUAUAUAGCUGAGUUAGAUGAAACCGAUGAGUCUAAUGAUGAAUAUUUACCUGAUGAUAUCAAUGAAGAAUCUAUUAAUGCUGUUUUAAAUAAUUUCGAAAUCCAUUUAUUAGGUUUUGAAGGUGGUAAAAAAAAGGAAAAACCUGCUCGCCAAUGUAAAAAUCAAGUUAAAUGUAUUCUAAAUUGUAUUAGUCCUACUCUAACAUCACUUGAUCCUUUGUUUAAUCUUCAAACACUUAGGGAGAAGUGGCUUCCCUGGGCUUUGGCUCCUGGAAAAGGUAAAAAUGGUAAAGGUCACCUACCAGGAACAUUAAGAUCCUACCUUGGAUCACUGAGUAAGUUUAUAGAAUUUUUAAUUCGGCAGAAAACAGUUUCUUGGGCAAAAAAGAUGUUCGUCCCUUGCACUAUUAAUCUUGAUGUGAUGAAAGGGCUAUUGAAAGAUAUUAAGAACUGGAGUGCAAGCUAUUGCGAUGAAGUGGAUGAGCGAGAGUGGGAUGUUUUAGAAAAAGACCUUGCUAAUAUGAUUGAUCCGGAUGAAUUUCAAAAAGUUUACAAUUCUGAGCUCUCUUAG